Effrenium voratum is the source of this 2002-nucleotide messenger RNA. Lineage: Eukaryota; Dinophyceae; Suessiales; Symbiodiniaceae. The record is from the annotation of a GenBank genome assembly.
AGGUGCUGCUUUCGGCUCAAGUCCCAGCUGCUUACAUGCAUUUCGCCUUAGCACGGGGCUUUGCAGGACAGCCAAACCAGGCAAGUUUACCCAACAAAUCGCGCAGAAACGCCUCCCUGCAACGUCCACUUGACGGCCGGAAGGGGCCAUGAUACCCGUUACAGGAGGUGCGCUGGACACCAACGAGUUCGACGAGCAUGUAUACGAUGCCCCGCAGAAUGCGGAGGCCAGAGCCGCGCAAGAGGCCAAGUGGGCAGGGGACUACGACGGGCGCCAGCACUGGUCCCUUCGCGAAGCGUACCUGCGGCACCGGGACCGCCUGCAAGUGGCGCAGAGGGACCUGUACCGAGUGAAGCUGCUGGUCGACGCUCACUUCUCACAGAGCCUGAAGGCUUUGGACGUGUCGAUCCUGGAGCGCAUCGCCGACUUCGGCUUCGCCCAGGGCCCGGCCGCCAGCUUCGUCGCCGCCUGGGCAGCGAAGCCCGCGGGCUCCGAGGGCCCACGGCCCACGUUCAUGGCGCGGAAGCGGCCGCUGCUGGACUUCGAGACGGCGGCCGGGGACUGGGACUGCGUCUCCGUGGCCAGGAGUGCGGGGCGGGUGGUGUGCCACGACGGGCGUUUGCAUCGCACGGGCCGGCGCCUCGAGAUGCUGCACAAGAAGUUUAUCUUGGACAAGGUUUAUGGCUCCACCGUGUCCGACGAUGAGUUCUAUGCUGAUGCGGUGCGCCCCCUCGUGGCCUGCCUGGACACUGCAGAGGCCACUGUGAUUUGCUAUGGCCAGACGGGCACGGGCAAAACCCACACCUUCAACGCUUGCUGGAAGCGCAUCGGCACAGAUUUGGGAAGCCAGACUGUGUCGGUGACGUUUUUCGAGAUCCACGGAAAGAAAUGCUACGACUUGCUGCAGCAGCGCAAGCAGGUGGCGCUCCGCGCGGAUGCAGACGAGCGCGUGCAUGUGAGGGGCGCGGCAACGCUGUCCGCGACGGCGGCGGAGGUGGCGCCGCUACUCGAGGAGGCGCUGCGAUUGAGGCGCUCGGAGGCCACGGAGCGAAACCCCUUGUCCUCGCGGAGCCACGCGGUGUGCGUGCUGAGCCUGGCCUCCGGGGGCUGCAUCCGCUUCGUGGACCUCGCGGGCUCGGAGCGGAACUACGAGACGCGGCGGAUGACGGCGCAGCAGCACCGGGACUUCGCGGAGAUCAACAAGUCUCUCAUGGCCCUCAAGGACUGCUUCCGUGCCCACGCCCAGAUCGCGCGGGAGAAGAAGAAAGCCUCCGGCGGAGUGCGGGUGCCCUACCGCGCCAGCAGCCUCACCCAGGUCCUGCGCUCGUGCUUCACGCCGGAUCACAGGACGGUGAUCCUUGCCACAGUGUCGCCUACAGCUACAGACCUUCUGCAUUCCAUCAAUUCGCUCCUGCAAGUGACGCAGAUGUCCAAGGACCUCUCAGCGCUUCGCGCGGAGUGCUGUGUGGAUUUGCCCAUGACCUCCUUCGCUGCGGCCACGCCCAUCUGGGAGUGGGGCAGUGAGGAGGUGGACCGGUGGAUCCGCACGGUGCACAACGGGCUCUUCAAGUACUUGGUGCUGCCCCCGAAGAUCACAGGGGCGGCUUUGCUCCAGCUGAGCUCGCAGGGCUUCGCAGAGCUCUUCGAUCAGAGCUUGCGCACUGCCCGCGGCGUGGGCGAGGGCGAGGCCUGGAACGAAGCGGCGGCGCAGGGCGCUGGUCUGCGGGUGGGGCGCCUGCUCUACGGUGCCGUGCGCCGUGAGGCCAUGCGCUGGCCGGAGGCUCAGGCCGCCCCGGUCCUGGCGGCGGCGGAGCAGCGCGAGGCGGCGGAGCGGCUGCGACAGGAGGAGGGCCUGGACCUUCCGCCCGCCGCGGAGCGCCAGUGCGAGUUCUUCUUCUGGGGGGACACGGGGCAGUGAAUUCAUGCAAGCCGUAGGGCGAGAUUUCAGAGGCGUCUUGGCUUUUGGUGCCUCUGGCUUGGGAUCGAUGGGUCCGCAUGUGCA